Messenger RNA from Platichthys flesus (European flounder), 1453 nucleotides. It is a transcript of the gene psmc5, whose product is annotated as proteasome 26S subunit, ATPase 5. Gene Ontology annotation, molecular function: ATP hydrolysis activity; proteasome-activating activity; ATP binding. Gene Ontology annotation, biological process: proteasome-mediated ubiquitin-dependent protein catabolic process. The record is from RefSeq and is a predicted model, not a curated record. The coding region runs from base 83 to 1339 and encodes 418 amino acids. Lineage: Eukaryota; Metazoa; Chordata; Actinopteri; Pleuronectiformes; Pleuronectidae. The transcript is spliced from 12 exons. Gene Ontology annotation, cellular component: proteasome regulatory particle, base subcomplex.
GGGACGAAAGGUGUAAUGCUAAACCAGGACAACAGGGGGCGUCGUGUGAAUUCAGUUCCUCUUCAUAGUGACACUCAGCCGGAUGCUCCUUUUGUCCAGCGGAUGCAGAAAAUUCAAGAUGGAGGUGGACGGGAUCGACCAUAUGGAGAUGGGCGACAGUAAAGGCGGCUCAGGUCUCCGGCAAUACUACUUGUCAAAGAUAGAAGAGUUACAGCUGACGGUCAAUGAUAAAAGCCAGAAUCUCAGACGUCUGCAGGCACAGAGGAAUGAGCUCAAUGCCAAAGUACGUCUCCUUCGGGAGGAGCUGCAGCUGCUGCAGGAGCAGGGAUCCUACGUAGGUGAAGUCGUUCGGGUGAUGGACAAAAAGAAAGUGCUUGUCAAGGUGCAUCCAGAAGGAAAAUUCGUUGUGGAUGUGGACAAGAACAUUGACAUCAAUGAUGUGACUCCCAAUUGCCGCGUGGCUCUGCGUAACGACAGCUACACCCUGCACAAGAUCCUGCCCAACAAGGUGGACCCUCUGGUGUCCCUCAUGAUGGUGGAGAAAGUGCCGGACUCCACCUACGAAAUGAUUGGUGGCCUGGAUAAGCAGAUCAAAGAAAUCAAGGAAGUUAUUGAGCUGCCUGUCAAGCACCCAGAGCUGUUUGAGGCUUUAGGCAUUGCUCAGCCCAAGGGUGUGCUGUUGUACGGCCCCCCAGGUACUGGAAAGACCCUGCUGGCCAGAGCCGUGGCCCACCACACCGACUGUACCUUCAUCAGGGUGUCCGGCUCUGAGCUGGUCCAGAAGUUCAUCGGAGAAGGUGCCCGUAUGGUGCGCGAGCUGUUCGUCAUGGCCAGAGAGCACGCCCCCUCCAUCAUCUUCAUGGACGAGAUCGACUCCAUCGGCUCGUCUCGGCUGGAGGGCGGCUCAGGUGGUGACAGCGAGGUGCAGAGGACAAUGUUAGAGCUUCUCAAUCAGCUGGACGGCUUUGAGGCAACUAAGAACAUUAAGGUCAUUAUGGCCACCAACCGUAUUGACAUCCUGGACUCGGCUCUGCUCAGACCAGGCAGAAUCGACAGGAAGAUCGAGUUCCCCCCUCCCAAUGAAGAGGCCCGUCUGGACAUCCUGAAGAUCCACUCGAGGAAGAUGAACCUGACCCGUGGCAUUAACCUGAGGAAGAUCGCAGAACUGAUGCCUGGAGCCUCUGGUGCUGAGGUUAAGGGUGUUUGCACAGAGGCGGGUAUGUACGCUCUGAGAGAGAGGAGAGUUCACGUCACCCAGGAGGACUUUGAGAUGGCUGUGGCAAAGGUGAUGCAGAAAGACAGUGAGAAGAACAUGUCGAUCAAGAAACUGUGGAAGUAAAGGGCCUUCUGUAGUUCUUGCACACGACGCAACAACACAUGUAUAUUUUUCUUCUUUUUCGUUUAUGGUUUGUAAUUGUUGAGUCAUUCUAAAGUAAAUGGUUUCCCCAAAUAA